Plasmodium yoelii is the source of this 864-nucleotide messenger RNA. Its product is annotated as fam-a protein. Bases 1 to 864 code for a protein of 287 amino acids. The transcript is spliced from 6 exons. NCBI's taxonomy places the organism in Eukaryota, Apicomplexa, Aconoidasida, Haemosporida, Plasmodiidae. The record is from RefSeq and is a predicted model, not a curated record.
AUGAAUAAGUUUUAUAUUCAAAUUGUUUUACUUCUUUUAAGUAUCUACCUAUGUGUGAAUAAUAAAACCCUUGCAACAGAAUUUGCUCCGAACAAAUAUACAAAACCGAAAUCGAAAAAAUCGUAUCCUGCAAAUGAUAAUAUACAAGGAAUAUAUGAAAAAAACAAGCACCUAUUAUGUACCAAUUCCGAAGAAAUUACAAAUGCGUACAAUUUUAUGAGCGAUGCUUUCAAACAAUUAGAAUAUCAUGCUACAAGUAAUGAAGGUUAUGUAUUAUAUCAUACAUAUCUUCGUUAUGAUAUGGAUUUUUAUAAAAAAAAACAUAAAAAUACAGAAGUUGAAAAAGUUAAAUAUAUAAUUAAAAAUCCGAAUAAGUAUAAUGAAUUAUUAAACAGGUUUUGGAAUCCCAAUGGUAGAAAUUUUUUCAAUCCAACCUCGGCUAAAAGAAAAAUUGUCCGUGUAUAUGGUCCAAAUUUAGUAAUGAUACAACAACGUUUCAAAAAAUGGCCGUGGUCUCGUGAGAAAUAUUUUUAUGCUUUCGCUGCAAUAUUUCAAAUAUCAAAAAACAAAACUAUGAUUGUCAUGGCUUCAGCAAAUAUAAUUGAUCACAACCGUAAAAAUAAGAAAUAUUUUGAAAACAAAAUAGUAGAAAGUGCAAAUUUAUUCCAAACUGAAAUUGAUUCUGAAGAUGAUAUUAGAAAUGGAGAAUUAAAAAAAAUGUUUGUUAACUUAAAUGGAUACAUUGUUGAAAAAAAAAAAAAAUAUAUUGAUAUCACCCAUGUCGACUCUAUUGUUUGUCAUUUCAUAAAUAAACAUAUAUUUAAAUAUAUUUUUCACCACCGUAUAUUAGAGAAUUUUUGUUAA